This is a messenger RNA of Caenorhabditis briggsae, 1266 nucleotides long. Bases 1 to 1266 code for a protein of 421 amino acids. The transcript has 6 exons. Lineage: Eukaryota; Metazoa; Nematoda; Chromadorea; Rhabditida; Rhabditidae. The record is from RefSeq and is a predicted model, not a curated record.
AUGGUGCAAGAAAGUGAUCGAAGAAUUACCAUCUUGCAAGUCACAGUCUCUGUCGUGUAUGAGAGCCAGGCUAACAAGAGCACUGAGAAAAAAUAUUUGAUUGGAUAUUCGCUGAUGGAAAAAUUACAGUUAGUCUUCAUUUUUAGUCGACCAGUCAGUGACAGAUUCGUGGAAAUGUUGAAAGAUGCAAAAUUCGAAAUCAGACAGGACGACAUGAAAAGAAUCAGUCGAUUCUCCACAGAAGAUGGACGCGUCGUUAGGUUUUCCGAUCACCUUAGAAAGAUGGCAAAGAAAAACGAUAAAGGCAAGCAACAAGGGGAGAAUAAGAAUCCAAAAGGAAAUCAAGAGAUCGAGGAGGAACGAGUUGAAGAUAUACCGAUUGAACUGGACGGUGAAAACAUGGAUACGGGAAUCAAACAACCAAAAAUGCAAAAGCGAAAUCAGGAUCAACUGUCGAAGGAAGAAUUCGGCGAUAUUGGAGGAGGUGCCAAUCAUGGAUCAUUCAACGGACGCAUCAAUUAUGUAGAGCUAGGUAAAAAAGAAUGGGUCAAUCCAGGAUUAGGGACGUUUAUCAGAGUCCACAAGUUCAUCAGAAUCCAAACCCCUCCGAGUUCGAGUACAGUCAGUGUGAAACGCGUGAGGGCGGAAGAGGAAAAAGGAAGAGCAACAGCCGCUACGUGGUCGGACUCUUUUACAACAUCAGCCAAUCAGAAUAUUCUGAAAGUUGGAAAUUCUGAGCAGACUCCCACCAAGUCAUCAAAGACUUCUGUUCAGCUAUCGAAUUCAGUAGCCAUUGAAACAGCCACUCAGAAACCUUCAAAAGUUGGUGCAUUGAUGGAAAAGACACCGAAAAUUCCCCCUCAGAAGCGUUUUUCAAAGCCCACAUCAGAUGAGCGAAAAAUUAGCAUCCUCGAGCUGGCCAUCCACAUCAAAAAAAUUGCAUUGUUCAUCAAUCUGGACGGUCUUCAAGAAAAGGCUUCGCAAUCAAUCGAGAAGGUGAACAACUCGGGAGAAGGCAAGACCCUAUCCGUUAGGAAGUUCAAUGUUUUGUUCAGUGCCAUGCUAAUUUUCCUGGAGGAAAACGGAAUUUCUGAAAAUGAAACGUCGCUUUCCCUCAAGUGGGUUCUCAAUCAACUCCGUCUAUUUUUAAUCGAACCACUUGGGCCUCAAAUCGUUCAUGAAGCAAUAGAUUUGGUUGCUAAGAAAAUUGAAGAAUUGGGAACAAAAAUUACGAGGUUUCACCAGACGUUAUCUCCGAAGCUCUGA